Messenger RNA from Kluyveromyces lactis, 765 nucleotides. RefSeq names its product 40S ribosomal protein uS2 (gene RPS0A). Lineage: Eukaryota; Fungi; Ascomycota; Saccharomycetes; Saccharomycetales; Saccharomycetaceae. The record is from RefSeq and is a predicted model, not a curated record. Bases 1 to 765 code for a protein of 254 amino acids. Gene Ontology annotation, biological process: ribosomal small subunit assembly; cytoplasmic translation. Gene Ontology annotation, molecular function: structural constituent of ribosome. Gene Ontology annotation, cellular component: 90S preribosome; ribosome; cytosolic small ribosomal subunit. The transcript has 2 exons.
AUGUCUUUGCCAUCUACCUUCGACUUGACCUCAGAAGACGCCCAAUUGUUGUUGGCUGCCAGAGUCCACUUGGGUGCUAAGAACGUCCAAGUUCACCAAGAACCAUACGUCUACAAGGCUAGACCAGAUGGUGUCAACGUUAUCAACGUUGGUAAGACCUGGGAAAAGAUUGUUUUGGCUGCCAGAAUCAUUGCUGCCAUUCCAAACCCAGAAGAUGUUGUUGCUAUCUCUUCCAGAACUUAUGGUCAAAGAGCUGUCUUGAAGUACGCUGCUCACACCGGUGCUACUCCAAUUGCUGGUAGAUUUACCCCAGGUUCUUUCACUAACUACAUCACCAGAUCUUUCAAGGAACCAAGAUUGGUUAUCGUUACUGACCCAAGAUCCGAUGCUCAAGCUAUCAAGGAAUCUUCUUACGUUAACAUCCCAGUCAUCGCUUUGACCGAUUUGGACUCCCCAUCCGAAUACGUUGAUGUUGCUAUCCCAUGUAACAACAGAGGUAAGCACUCCAUCGGUUUGAUCUGGUACUUGUUGGCUAGAGAAGUCCUAAGAUUGAGAGGUGCUCUACCAGACAGAACUCAACCAUGGGCUAUCAUGCCAGAUUUGUACUUCUACAGAAACCCAGAAGAAAUCGAACAACAAACUGCUGAAGAAGAAGCUGUUGCUUCCGGUGAACAAACUGAAGAAGCCGUUGACGCUACUGAAGAACAAACCGAAGCUGCUGAAUGGGCUGAAGAAGGUCAAGCUCAAGAAGAAGAAUGGAACUAA